AUGCAACACCCAAUUGAUUCAACCUCUCCCUAUUACCAAUACUAUCAAACCCACCUUCAUAAUUCCUCCUACCCAGUUUGGUUGCUCAAUUCAAUUCUGUAUUCUGGAAAACCAGAUGAUGCUAGUUAUGGAGAUGGCCCAGUAUCGCCACCAAGUGGUUGUAACAACUGUACCAUUUAUCAACAUCCCUGCCACCAUCAACCGCCACCGCCUUCGAGAUGCCAAUCACACGACACUCUGCCACCACCGGUGGUGCAAGGUAACUGCCCACCGGCACCAACUACUCCUAUUCAGUGUUGUCAAUAUGCACCUCCUAUGCCUUUCUAUUCUCCUUGUAACAAUUACUCGGAUCGGGUUCUUUGCAAUUUUCGAUGA
Messenger RNA from Fraxinus pennsylvanica, 375 nucleotides. Lineage: Eukaryota; Viridiplantae; Streptophyta; Magnoliopsida; Lamiales; Oleaceae. The record is from the annotation of a GenBank genome assembly.